Messenger RNA from Amphibalanus amphitrite, 6523 nucleotides. RefSeq lists its product as uncharacterized. The transcript has 3 exons. The record is from RefSeq and is a predicted model, not a curated record. Bases 5234 to 5902 code for a protein of 222 amino acids. Lineage: Eukaryota; Metazoa; Arthropoda; Thecostraca; Balanomorpha; Balanidae.
AAAAAACGAACAAUUUAAAUGCAUGAAGCAUCUUAACGUGCCACAAUGAAACAUUUGAUAUUGUUCCAGCUGGGAUCCAAGACGCGUUUGAUUCAGCGUUUCACCCAAUUUUCAGUUUUCCUCACGGUUUCCUCACUCCUGCUGGACUCCAUAUCUUUAUUCUAACUUCUGGCGCUUCACCAUCUUCAUCCUCAGCUUUUUCAAACCCUAAAUAAGGGGGAAGUAGGAAUUUCAUCUUUCAUACUCAACUCAGCCCAAUAAUGAAAAACACAAAAAAAUAAUCACGGUGACUAUAAAUAUUAACAUUUACUGAUAUAAUAUUAACACAAUAUUAAGAUUAAAGUGUAAAAAAUCAAUUGAAUAUGAUAUUAACUGUUGCGCCGGUACGGCAUGUGGUAAAUCUCUUCCCAACCUUGGGCUGUGAAAAUGCAGUUUUAUUCACCUCGGUUUUUGGCUACGGACCUCGUGCCUACCGGCACUCGGUCCUCCGCACAAAAACCUCGGUGAAUAAAACGCAUUUUCCCAGCCCCGGUCGGGAAUAUAUAUAAAUAUCAAACCAAGGCCAUGGGUAUCAGACAUGAACUGCGAUUUCCGGUGGGCACAGUGACUUUGGUAAUUGGUAUGUCAAUGUCUUUGAAAAGGCAGGUAAGAUUUGCAACUGGUCAGCCUUGCUUCAAUUGGAUUUGUGUCCAUUAUAAAUGGAUUUCAGUCAUACUUACCUCAUAUGUUAUUGGUAUUUGAUUUCUACAGCCCAAAAUAUUGUUGGGUGUGUACAGCAAACUGCACUGAAAACUUUUUUACCAUUUCCUGAAGGGUAAACCCGCCAUAGCAUGGUAGCUUGACACACAGACGUUUUUUACCACCUUCCAGAUGGUAAAUUUUACUCUUUCAUGAAGAGUAAACUCGCCAGGGAGGGGUAACAUGACACACAGACGUUUUUUACCAUCUUCUGAAUGGUAAACUCCUUUGAUUUACUCUUGUCUAGAGUGUAACAUUUUUUGGGUUACACUCUUUGAAAGGGUAAAUCUUUAACGGAACCCUUUUUUAGGGAGUAACGCAUCAUCUACUCUGUGCUUUACCCUCCUACAGAGAGUAUAUUCUUAUGGCCUACCCUUUGUCACAUGGUAAUGUUUACUCUUUCCUUUAGUGUAAACCCCCCAGAGGAUGGUAACAGACCCACAGACGCUUCCUUCAGAAGCUUCACGAAGCUUCUGUUAACCGGAGCUCACCAACUAAAAAAAAAAUGCUUCAAGAGCAAUAUUUGGCUUCCGUACAAACAAUACGAGGGGCACACCAACCAUGAACAUUGUGAGACUCUUCACUUAUUCAUACAAAUUUAUACAAAGCGUUCAGCAAUGCACAAGCGGUAAAUAAACACCACGAUACAACUUGAAUGCAUUUUGAAUAUGAAUACAAGACAUUCAGCGCCCUCAUAUUGGAUUAGGCAGAGCGCACAAUAUUUGAAGUGAGCGACGGCGUUCCUGGGUGGUCGCCCGUCUGCGUGAGAUAAUGAGACUGGAUCCAGGGGUGGAGAAUUAGGGGUUUUGGGGGUGCUCGAGCACCCCCUGAAAUUCAAAAGUCACCGUGCAAUAGUGCUCCAGGGGUGCUUAAUUUACGUCUGAGACACAAACUGCUUUGCGUAAGCCGCGAGGAGUGUGAUGCUGCUUGGAAAACGUACCUACACAUGUUUUUCUACGCAAGCUUUCGAAGCUUCCAUUCGCCAGAUGCUAGAAAAGCACCCCCUGAGAUUAUGACAAUUCUCCGCCCCUGACUGGAUCACUACAGUGCAAGGCUUUUUCAAAGUCACCAACAAAAUGCAUAAACUUGUAGCAUCACAACAAAAUUAAUGUACGUACUCACAACACUAGGCCACGUGGCCGUGCACGGGGUCCUGUUAACCAGGUCAAAUUAGCACCACUCAACGGCACGCAAUGCUCUAGCACAUCGGUACUUACAAUAAAAUGUCCACAGAGGCUCUAUAGGCGAUGAACAACACACAAGCACAAUCACCAACGGCCACGCCGCGCGGCACCGACACUGCUCACAUCCGCUCUCGGAGACCAACGGCCGAAAACUGACAGAUGCGCGCGGCCUUCAAACCGCAAACGGCCGAUCUCGUUUCUGAUUGGCUGAUUGUUUCCAUUUCAAAUAUCAUCUUCACGAAGGUAAACAAGAUCCACGCAUGAAACGACUAUCUGUACCCGAGUCACGAUACCCAGGAGGAAAGAGUUUUCGUGAUGUUCUGGAUCGCGAGAGUAAUAUUGAUAUUUACAUGGUAAUAAUACUCUUCGCUGGCGAAUAAGUUCAUAUUAACCACGUACCGUUACUAUGCACAUAAUGGUAGCAGCGAGUUACCCUUUCAAUAUACUAUUAUCUUGCUGGUUUGAUGAAAAUGAACUCUCCAGGAGGUAGUAAAAAAGUUUUGAGUGUGAAUGGAAGUGAUGUGUACAAACAUUUGAAGUAUUUUCUGGACUGCGUGCAGUUAGAACUUGUUUGCUUUGUUGUAGGUGACAACUGACAAGAUAAGAAAUUGAAGCAAGACUGACCAGUGACCAGUAUGCUACAGAAUAGGUAGCCCAAUCUGCAGGAAUAUUAGAAUUCAAAAGUGGAAUUGGGACUUAGGAACUGGAAACUGCAUCAACCAUGUUUGCCAAAGUAGGUACCUAUGUACCUAGUCCUACUAGGUAGCUGCUUGAAUCUUUGGUCAAGGCUACUAUGCUGCUUAAUACAAUUGUGGUAUGCGGCAUAUUCAUUUUAUCAUAGCUUUGAGUCAAGUAAUCAACAAAUGCCUAUAGUGAGUCAUGGGUUGAAUGAAAUAAGUUCAAUAAAAAUGUCGUGUGAGUCAUGAGUUGAUUUGAAUCGAUUCAUCAAAAUGUGUGAGUUAUGAGUUGAUUCGAAUCAUUCCGUUGGCUAGUUGCUCGAGUCAUGAGUUGAUUCGAAUCAUUUUAUCGAGGAACUUGAUGAGUCAUGAGUUGAUUCGAAUCAAUUAAAUUUAACAUCAUGAGUCGUUUGAUGAAUCGAUUCAAAUUUCCAGACUCAAACAAAGAAUCGACUCAAAAAAAAUUGAGUCGUUUACAAGUCUGAUCGGCACCAAUAACUGCACGGAAGUGCGACCUCAGUCUCGGGUAGUGCACUGAAAUUGUUUACCCUUUGCUGGCGAGUAAACCCUUAUAUACGGAUACUAAGACCCACAUACUUUUUUAUCACCUACCAGGUGGUAAAUUCUUCAAUUUCCCUCACCUGGAGAGUAUUUUAGAGAUAUUACCCUCUAUGGGGCGGAUAAGCCGUUUCUCGUUACCCUUUUGUCAGAACUCUGUUGCUACUCUUUGUACGAGAGUUACCAUUUCAACUUACCCUUUUGCCAAAUAGUUAUCACUCCAAGUUGAGUUGUUACCCUCUCUCUCUCUCUCUCUCAUAAAAUAAAUCUUCCUCUGUAACCCCUUCGCGGCAGAUACAAUUUACCCUUCCCCGGAUAGUUUACUCCCCAGCGAAGAGUAACGAAAAGAAUGCAUUUUAUUCUUCCCUGGACCCUGGAGGGUAAGCUCGCUCGCUAUUCCUUCCACCGCGAGCUGCCACAGCAGACAGUCCAGGGUACAGGAAAACACCUUUAUUUAUCAUUCAGACUCCGGUCCGGUGCGCCACCGCCGGUGCCGGUCCUCAUGGAACUACGUUUAACCCGAACGCUCGUCGUUAGAGUAUCAGUUUGUCAGCCACGCUGGCGAGCUUUUUGGGCACUCGCCCCUCGUCCUUACCACAUAGCGCCUCAUCACGCAUGCCACAUUUUCGAACCGACGUGACAACGGACUCGAUACUCAGCAUUCAGAUGGCACGAUAUUCAGCGCUGCCGGUGCUGAGGUUGAAGUUGAAGUUCGCGAUGAUGUUCAUGAUGUUCCCUUGCCUGUUGAAGUAACUUUUUAUAAGGUCAUGAACUUUGUCCCAAAUUAUCUGCAACGCCCUGUACUUGCCUGUGAUUUGCCUUUGGAUAAUGUUUUAGGGACAGAUAUUCCGGGCACUGUUGUGAUGGGUCUGGUAUGCUUUCGAGAUGAGCUGUGAGACUCAAAAGCAGCCGGUUUGCCGAUCGCUUGACUUGUGUAUAUGACAUUAAUUGAUAAAUUGUAAAUGCACUUCGUCCGGCAUUGUAUGCUCGGCGAACGAAGUUUGUUGACGUUUCGCAGUUGAUCACGGUUCAGUGGACGCUGUGUGUCGAUACCACAUCACCUAUGUGCUAUACGUUUUCAAUAAUGUUGUAAUGUCUGUGAUAAUUAUGCACUGCCCACCGUGUUGCUGACCAACUUGAUGUUUUUAUGACAAUAUAUGGACAGGAUUGUAUUGUAGUUUGUUUGUGGUCUGGUCUAACGAUGUUGCACUAGUUUGCUUCUUAACGUCCAAGCAGUUUGCCUCAUUAAGCGUUAAGAACAAUACCGUGUGACCGUACUGUCGUCCUACGCGCCCUUCAAACUCUGUUGGCCUCUAACCUUGGAGCCUCCUUCGAACUGAGAAGGUCACCUGGCGAGUUGCUGUUCCACCAAACAGACGUCAGCGUCCACCAACAGUCACGGUGGGUGCGCAGUUCUGCUCAGUGGUACCUCCAUCGGGCGAGUACACUGUGACUCACUGUUCCAGCCGGUACGGGCUCUCUGACCGCCCCAAUGUCAAGGUAGCUAAGCAGCUCCGUGACGCUGCAGCCCACAAGCAGUGCCCACCUGGGAACUCCAGGCGGCAGUCAACACGUCUGUGUGGCCACUGAGCCAGGACACACCUCCCCAAACAUCCUGAUGGCGGCGCAGGACCUCAGGCGGAUCUGCCGGACGGCGGCAGCUAUAAAGGCUGGAGGAACUCCGGAAGGAAAGCAGUGUGGAGUCCGGGUGAAGGUGUAUCAGCGAGCUGUGCCCGGUGUUAUCCUCAGGUCAGACUCGAAAAGGUAAGUGUUUGGUGCUAACUCUGUGGGUCGUGCGGAAAUCCAAUUAUUGCUGGAAGGACCUUUUGCCUAAGAAAUGUUUAGUGUUGUGAGGUCUUCAGAUCGUUCAUUAUUUUUCAGCAAUAAGUUGAAAGUUUUCGUAGAAAACAUGCGUCUUCCUUCGUAGCUGCUCAACAUUGGCGUUAUCCCCGCUUAAUUUUAUAACAUUAUGCUUUGUGAGCAUUUUACAUUUCAAAGCUUACGAAGCUCAACACUCCAUUGCCAUCUAACCCAAGUUACUAUUGAGUGUUGACCACGUAUACCAGGGCGUCGUGUAUGCUGUGUGCGGACUGCUGUUGUGUGCCGUCCUCUGACGCCACGCCUCUGUCUGUGCCCCAGCCGCCCAGAAUGCAGGUGCUGCUGCCGCUGCUGGUGGCGCUCGCGCUGUGUGCCGAGCUCAGGGCUCAGUUCUGGCCGGGCGCGGUGGUCGGGGCUGGUAUCGCGCUGGAGUCGGCAGGGAUCGGCUACAUCGCCGGCCGGGCGUCGCGGCGACACCACCACCACCACCACCGCGGCUACUACGGUCGUCGGCGCCGCGCCACCGGCCUCGGCCCGGUCCCCACUGCAGCUGAGUUCUCCGCCGGCGGUCCCGCGGUGGACGAGGACCCCGCGCUGACGGCGGCGCUGGAGGCCGCCGAACUGGACGCCUAUUUCCGCGUGAUCGCCGCUGAGGACCUGCUCGACUGCGGCCUGAGACUGGUCUGCGAACUGGGUGCGGAGGAGGACCUGGGUCGGAUGGAUGAACGGCAGCGCAAUGUGAUCGCCCUGUUCAGGUCCGAGGCGGCUGCACUGGAGAGCACCAUGAGUCCCGCCAGGCAGCGUUAUGUGAGCGCCUUCCACCGUGGGCAGAGGUUCGGGGAGGCAGAGCGCUGUGGGGAGAUGUACCCGCUGUGUCCGGCCAGCGGCCAGGAGAUCAUGGCGGCCCUGAGGACCGUCAGUCGUUGAGGACAAACCGUCAGCCGAUGAGGGCGAACCGUCAGUUGCUGAUGACGGACCGUCAGCCGCAGACAACGGACCGUCAGUCGCUGAUGACGAACCGUCAGCCGCUGAUGACGGACCGUCAGUCACUGAUGACGGAUCGUCAGCAGCUGAUGACGUGUCGUCAGUCACUGGUGAUGUUUGAUGGGAGAGGGAGCUAAUAUGUGGUGAAGCGGGAGCUGAUAAUGGGCCCACGGUAGGGACAAGUUACUAUUAGCGCCCGGACGGGUCCUGCAGCUUGUGCUGCCAUCUGGUGGGGCGGCAGUUGAUUACGCCCGAUGACCGUCGAGGUGCUUGGGCGUCAGUGGAUGAUGACGGAUGGCAACUUAUAGUGGCGUGAGAUGAUAAGUUUGUCACAGACUGACGGCUCACUGUGAGCCAUACUGUCGGCUGAUUGUUACUGUCAUUACGUCUAAUAUGUUUCAUAAAGUCAUUAAAUGACGACAGUACCUGUCACUUGCGUGGCAUAUCGGGUAUAUCAACAUGUGCUGCAUACCAUGACAACUGUAUGUAGCCUGGUGUUUAAUAAUCGCUUGUGCAGCUCAACGCUUGACCUGUCAACUUGGACCGAAUAAACGACGUUCUGUA